AUGUCUCUUGCCCUUGCUGACAUUGCUAAUACAUUUUAUAGACCUUCUGUCACUCUCCCUGAUGAAUGUCUUCUAUAUGUACCAAUUACUCCCAAUAUUUUCCUAGGGGUGCUAGACUCAAUAAAGAAAGAUUAUGGCAAUAUACCAAUAUACAUACAUGAAAAUGGCCAAAGAACACCUCACAAUUCAUCAUUAGAGGACUGGUCGAGGGUGAAGCUCUUGCAAGAAUACAUUGGAAGUUUGGUUGAUGCGCUAAGGAGUGGAUUAAACGUAAAAGGUUAUUUUGUAUGGUCCUUCAUGGAUGCAUUCGAAUUAGUGGGUGGAUAUGAAGUAAGUUAUGGCCUAUACUACGUAGAUAUGAAUGAUCCAAACUUAAGGAGGCAACCAAAGCUUUCUGCUGAAUGGUACUCAAAUUUUCUGAAAGGGAAACCUAUGCACCAGAAGACCACCGAAGAAAUUGCGAAGAAUGUGCUGUCACACGAUACCAUACUGCAUAGUGGCACAUAA
Sphenostylis stenocarpa is the source of this 507-nucleotide messenger RNA. The record is from the annotation of a GenBank genome assembly. NCBI's taxonomy places the organism in Eukaryota, Viridiplantae, Streptophyta, Magnoliopsida, Fabales, Fabaceae.